GAAACGAGCGACGAAUAAAUCAAUUAAAAAUAUACAUUUUCUCAGUCAACAUUAGCGAGCAGCUAGGGAUAACUCAUCUAGGUAUUUUUCAUCUCUUCCAUCAUUUUCCUUUCCCUUCUGAAACUUUCUGCGGAUCAACUUGGGUUUGGGGGUUCUAACGAUCGUUUGCUUGUCUGAUAGUUGCCACUACUGAUUCAGGAUGGAAACAGUAGCUGCUUUUCGGGCUUCUAUUUGCAGUAUUUCUCCCAAUUGGGCAUCCCGGUCCGGCCCGGCCAGACCCGAUCUCAGGAUCGGGUCGAGGCCCGUGCUCUCUAACGCUUCGAUUCAGCAAACACCACUGGUUUCUAAAUUCAAGAUAGGAAACAAAAAGGCGAGCCAUUUGAGCAGGAAGCGUACUGCAACCAGAGCUUCUAUGCAACCUUCCGACUCUGACAGUUCAGAAGCUCCUAUUGCUCCUCUACAGAUGGAGUCUCCGAUAGGGCAAUUUCUCUCUGAGAUAUUAGCAAGUCACCCACAUCUUGUUCCUGCUGCUGUAGAACAGCAACUUGAACAGCUUCAAACUGACCGUGAGGCAGAGAAAGAGAAGGAAGAGCCAUCUGCCUCUGGAACUGAUCUUGUUUUAUACAGGAGAAUUGCUGAGGUUAAAGCUAAUGAAAGAAGGAAGACCCUGGAAGAGAUCUUGUAUGCAUUAGUGGUACAGAAAUUCAUGGAUGCCAGCGUAUCCCUUAUUCCUACAAUCACUCCAUCAACACCUGAUGGUCCUGCUCGAGUUGAUGUUUGGCCCAGCCAAGAUGAUAAACUGGAGCGCAUCCACUCUCCUGAAGCUUACGAGAUGAUUCAGAACCACCUGUCCCUCAUUCUUGGGAACCGGCUUGGCGACUCUAACUCUGUAGCUCAAAUAAGCAAACUAAGGGUUGGGCAGGUUUACGCGGCUUCAGUGAUGUAUGGAUAUUUCCUUAAACGUGUAGACCAAAGAUUUCAGUUGGAGAAGAGUAUGAAAGUCCUUCCCCAGGGUAUUGACAAUGGAGAGGAACAAGUUACAUGGGAGGACACAAGACCAAGUGAUGACAUCAAUUAUAAGUCUCACAGGAAUGCUCAACCUCACCCAGAAAUGUCGUCAUUUUCUGGAGGCGCUGGUAUUGGUGUUGGUGUUGAUGGGUUAAAGCCAUCCAGAUUGCGAACCUAUGUCAUGUCAUUUGAUGGAGAGUCACUUCAAAGAUAUGCGACCAUCAGAUCUAAAGAGGCUAUUAGCAUCAUUGAGAAACAUACAGAAGCAUUAUUUGGUAGGCCUGAGAUCGCAUUCACACCUGAAGGAACCAUUGAUCCUCAAAAGGAUGAAGUCAUCAAAAUCAGCUUCGGCGGCCUGAGGAGACUUGUUUUAGAAGCAGUGACCUUUGGCUCUUUUCUUUGGGAUGUUGAGAGUUAUGUGGAUUCAAGGUACCAUUUUGUUGCAAACUAAGCUUUGUGAUGGUCCCACUGACGGUCUUGGCUCAAAGAGGAGAUGCUGCUCUCUUGCUCUACUUGACUUGUACAUAGUAACCUUGCUUUGAAUUAAUUGAAUGUAUUCUGAUGUUGCUAUGGGAAUACAUAUACCCUUUCAGAUUCUGUGGAUUCAAAUUCUAAAUUCUCAGCUUAGCUCUUUCAUAUCUCCCAUCAAAAGUUCCAUCACAUGCAGAGACAGAGAUAUUGUAAUAAGUAAGAUAGUAUGGUUGCUAUAUUUCUCGACUGCUUUGUGUUUAUUAAACUUAUGGUUAUGGAA
Salvia miltiorrhiza (redroot sage) is the source of this 1759-nucleotide messenger RNA. Its product is annotated as UV-B-induced protein At3g17800, chloroplastic-like. Lineage: Eukaryota; Viridiplantae; Streptophyta; Magnoliopsida; Lamiales; Lamiaceae. The record is from RefSeq and is a predicted model, not a curated record. The coding region runs from base 200 to 1459 and encodes 419 amino acids. The transcript is spliced from 3 exons.